GUUUGAGGAGGGUCUGAGGCGGCGGCGGCGGCGCGGUGCGUGGGGAGCGGUCCGGUGCGUGGGGAGCGGUCCGGAAUCAGCUUGGCAGAGAACCAUCUGCAGAAUGGCCACACGCCUCAGAUCGGCUGGUAAGAAGUGCACAGUGAUUGGUGGGUCAGGAUUCUUAGGCCAGCACAUGGUGGAGAAGCUCCUGGAGAAGGGCUACGAGGUCAACGUGUUUGACAUUCAGAAGAGAUUUGACAAUGACAGAGUGAAGUUCUUCCUGGGAGACCUUUGUGACAAAGAGGCUUUGCUCCCAGCUUUACAAGGUGUGUCAGUGGCUUUUCACUGCGCGUCACCAGCACCUUCCAGUGACAACAAGGACCUGUUCUAUAAGGUGAAUUUCAUGGGAACCAAAGCAGUCAUUGAGGCCUGCAAAGAAGCUGGAGUUCAGAAGCUGGUGUUAACUAGCAGUGCCAGCGUGGUUUUUGAGGGCACAGACAUAAAAAAUGGCUCUGAAGACCUCCCUUAUGCCAAAAAGCCUAUUGACUACUACACAGAGACCAAGAUCCUACAGGAGAAGGAAGUGCUCAGUGCAAAUGACCCAGCCAAGAAUUUCUUCACUACUGCUAUUCGUCCCCAUGGAAUAUUUGGACCUAGAGACCCUCAGCUGGUUCCCAUCCUCAUCCAGGCAGCUAAGAGUGGCAAAAUGAAGUUCAUCAUUGGGGAUGGGAAGAACUUGGUAGACUUCACCUAUGUGGAAAAUGUGGUCCAUGGACACAUCCUGGCUGCAGAAAACCUUCAGAAGGGCUCUCCCCUGUGCGGGAAGGCUUUUCACAUCACAAACGAUGAGCCGGUCCCCUUCUGGACUUUCAUGUCCCGCAUCUUGACUGGCUUGAACUACGACCCUCCCAAGUACCACAUUCCCUACUGGCUGGCCUAUUACCUGGCCCUCUUCCUCUCUCUGCUGCUGUGGUUGCUCAAGCCACUGGUCACCAUCAAGGCCACUUUCACCCCGAUGAGGGUGGCCUUAGCUGGAACUUUUCACUACUAUAGCUGUGAACGAGCCAAAAGGGACAUGGGCUACAAACCAGUAGUGAGCUUGGAUGAAGCAAUAGAGAGGACUGUGCAGAGCUACCCCCAGCUACGCAGGGCUAAGGCCUGACAAGUCCUCCAUGGAUUCUUUUCUACUUGAUUUUUGUAAUUCCUUUGACAUCUCCUGUGAAAACUGCAGCAAAUGUCACUGAUUCUCUGGCAAAGGGAGUUCUCCUCAAGCCCUUCCUCCUCCUCCCUAUUAUCAAGAUGAUUUUAUCUGGGCUAAUCCCCCCACCUCACGUUGUGGCUGUGCUGACAGUUCUGUCCUUUGAUGUGACUUCUUGGUUUGAAGCAGCUUCUGAACCCUGUGGACUGUGACCAAACACCCUGCCGUGCCCUCUUCAGUCCUCAGCAUUCCUUCACCUUCUCUCCCCACCCUCCUCUGUUUUGUUGCUCUGGUGAUAACAGCCACCUCCUCCAAGAGCUGCAGACUGGGGAAUGAAACACUUCUUGGGACUGGUUCCUCUCUGUGGUUUGGCAUUUUUUGCUAGGCAAGAGGCUCGUGCCAAAAAAAAAAUCAUGGAGCUCUGCCACCAUCUCUUCAGUCACUGAAGAGAGUUUUGUUAUUCCCUCCAGGAUUCUUUGGCUUCUUGCUGCAGCAUCAGAAGGAAACCUGAGAAGAGGCUUCUCUCUGCAAGGGAAGCAUGGGCCUUUGUUUCUGCAGGAGCCUGUUUCUGAUCAAAAGCAACCCAAAUAAAUCAUGAAGAGAUGACUUCCUACCACUGUGGUCCAUCUGUGAGAGGGCAGAGCCCAUUCUGAGCAUCUCAGCAUGAACAGGACUUUAAUCAUUCCUUCUGGGAGGGAGAAACUCUUACUGUGGUCAGUCACCACUUCUUAUUUCACCAUGGCUGUCUUCCCCACAAGAGCUGCAUGGGUUGGAAGAUGCUCCUUUGCUAAGCUCUGAUCUUCUCUGACAUCUUAUUGCUGGGAAUGGUGAUCUUUUUUUUUUGCUUUGACCACUUAGUACAUGAAGAAACGUUUUUUUCCCCCCAAGAAAAGGGUUAGCAAAUUCUCCAAGCUGCUUAGUUUGACAUUUAGAUUAAGUGCCUUUUGCCCUGUAAUUUAUUUUAAGUGCUCCAGUUCUGAUUUGGUUUUAAAUGAAGGGUUUAGAGUAGAGUUGGAGCUUCCCUCUCUGCCACUUCCUGGCUCCCCAGGAGUUUUGGUGUUUCCAGUUGCAGAAUUGCCUCCCUCAAGGAGCUUUAACUUCUUCUAGUUGCUCCAUGUGCUGCAGGAGUCCUGGAGAAAUGAGGUUUGGAGAGUUUUAUGUUGAACUUUUGUCCUGGUUUGAGCUAAACCAGAACCAGUUCUCUGCAUUUAGCUCAGCCUCAACCCCUGGCAGCUGCUUUUUCUGGCAGUUGUUAUUUGCUGCUUCAACAGUUGGCUGGGUUUGCCUUGCUUGAUCUUGCAGUAACUACUGGGCAGUUGCUUGGACAGUUCUGGUUUGCACUGGUCAGUCACCUUGGCUUUCUAUUCCCCCCUCCCCCCCAGUUUGUAGAGUUAAAUAUUUAAAGUUUCAAUUCCAGAGUUCAAUUCUUCAGAGACUUAUUCAAAACAAGCCCUGUGGUUCCUUAGGGUUUCUUCUGUCAGCUUCCAGCCCAUCUUGAUGGUAGUCAGAGGCUGCUCUCUAAGAUCUGAGCUGUGUCAUAGAUUCAUGGAAUGGUUUGGAUUGGAAGGCACCUUCAGCAUCAUCUAGCCCCAACCUCCCUGCCAUGGGCAGGGACAGCUUCCACUAGAUCAGGUUGCUCAAGGCCUUGUCCAGCCUGGCCUUGGACACUGCCAGGAUGGGGCCAUCCACGACCUUGUGAGGCAAGCUGUUCCAGUGUCUCAUCACCCUGGUCCCUGAGACACUGGCACAAACUUGGUGUUGAUGGGGAGACCUUUUCUUGGCUCCCUGUGUCUGUAAAUGGGUGCCAGUGCCCCACUGAGAGCAAAAUAAAUGAGUUGUGACCUGAAAAGAA
Messenger RNA from Pogoniulus pusillus (Red-fronted tinkerbird), 3032 nucleotides. It is a transcript of the gene NSDHL, whose product is annotated as NAD(P) dependent steroid dehydrogenase-like. Lineage: Eukaryota; Metazoa; Chordata; Aves; Piciformes; Lybiidae. The record is from RefSeq and is a predicted model, not a curated record. The transcript has 8 exons. Gene Ontology annotation, biological process: steroid biosynthetic process. The coding region runs from base 104 to 1144 and encodes 346 amino acids. Gene Ontology annotation, molecular function: 3-beta-hydroxy-Delta5-steroid dehydrogenase (NAD+) activity.